This is a messenger RNA of Triticum aestivum (bread wheat), 1400 nucleotides long. RefSeq lists its product as uncharacterized. Bases 381 to 1400 code for a protein of 339 amino acids. Lineage: Eukaryota; Viridiplantae; Streptophyta; Magnoliopsida; Poales; Poaceae. The record is from RefSeq and is a predicted model, not a curated record. The transcript is spliced from 2 exons.
UCUGCCUUUCUUCCGGAUUUCACAAAUCCAUCUUGCCUUUGCACCGCCGCCGCUCCGUCUGCCUUUCUUCUUGAUUUCUCCAGCCGAUCUGGUGGCUAAUGUCAGUCUCUACCUCAACUUUUUCAAAGGCAGCAAACUAGAUCCUUCGCUGGUAUAGUAGAUCAACAGCUUUUGGUGUUUUUCUAUCGGCAAGAGCCUCCGUACCGCCAUGCCAUCUGAAGAUUCUUCUACGUAGACAAUUUAGAGGCCGACAGUAUUUUGGCGCAGGUGACAGUAUGAGUCGCCGGUAUUUGAAUUUGAUAGUGCACGACUUCAGCAGUCGCAUCUAUUCUCUCUGCCGCAUUGACGUCCGCAAGCACCUCUUCUAGGAAAACUCAGAGAUGGCACGACGAGCAGCACAACCUGCCAUGGAGAAGAAGAGUAAACAAGGAGAGUUGUCAGCGAUGGGCGGCUGCAAAAGAUUGCCUCCGCCCGCGAUCAAUUUCCAAGCAUCGCCCAGUAUUCAAAACAAGACGGCGGCGUACUUGUUCUCUAUACUGGGAGGGGAGAGCAACAUCCUUUACUCUGACAACAACUGCCAGACCGCGCUCUGUAACCUUGACCUGAACACCAUCGAUCCCUUCGCUCCUCCCAGUUCACGGAAGAGCUGGAAUGUCAUCAGUCUCCCCAUAACCUCUCCCACAAAACCUCUGUCACUGUACGUCCUGAACCUCUCCCCCGAUGCCAAACCCGGUUGCUGCUUCGAGGUCCUCUCGCGCCGCGAGGAUGAACGGGCUCUUCCCAAGGAGUGGAGCUGGGAAAUCCUGCCGCCGCCGCCAUUUUUCCGCGAUCCAAAAACAGCCCCCGACUUGUAUUCUUAUGCCGUGGUCAGCGGUUCCACCAUAUGCAUUUCAUCUCUGGAGCAGGCCAUAGGCACCUACACCUUUGACACGGCGAGCAAGAAAUGGAGCCAGGCCACGCACUGGGCACUGCCCUUCUUUGGCAGAGCUGAGCAUGUCCCCGAGCUCGGCCUCUGGUUCGGGCUCUCAGCCCGCAACCCCUUCUCCAGCCUAUUUGCUCUGGAUCUCUCAGCAAUGGACCCUGGGCAGCCACCAAAGCUGCAGCAUACUUGGGAUUAUAUCGAUCUACCUGGGGAAGAGCCGUGGUCACCGUCCCAGCUGUACCUCUUCAGCCUUGGCUCAGGCAAGUUUUGUGUUGCCGCCUUCUUCGGCACCAAGUUGGGCACCUGUGGUAUGUCGGCGUACGAUUCAAACUAUGAAGCCACGUUUCACAGGGAGUGUGCCAUCUUCACCGGCCUGGAGGUGAAGCGCGGAAAUGAUGGCGAUGGUCCUCUCCAGUUUAUCAAGCACAUGUCCAAGCGUUUCAGCAUCGGAGACCGUAACAUCGAGUGUGUGCUGUGA